AUGGCCUUGGGGUAUGGAUGGAACCCACCAGCUUUUAUCUUUACAAGGUGGCAAUUCACCGCGCGGCCUGUUCGUCUGCCCACAUUGCCAUUGCGCAUUAUACCCUUCCUCCUCGCCAGCCUCGUUGGGCGCUCCAACGUGCCCGCCACAGUCCAUGUGCUGCCUAAUCUCCGAGCACGAGACAUCCCCCCGCUGAGCUGCUGCUGGACACCUGCUGGGCACCACCGUUGCACUUACUUCUCCCGCUCCCCAGUCCCAGCCACACAGGACAACAGUGCCCUCGAACGCUCCCUCCUCCCUCUCCCCAUUACUAAGCCCGAGUGCGCGUACCCGUCUGUCGCCAUGCCGUCGAUUCUCUCGGAUGAGGACAAGCAGACGGUGAAGCGCACAGUGCCCAAGUCGGCUAACAAGAUUCACGCCGUCGCCGUCGCCAAACUUUACGUCGCCUACCCCGACCGUCACCGAUGGACGUACACUGGUCUGCAGGGUGCCGUGGUGCUGGCGAAUGACCUCGUCGGCCAUACCUUCUGGCUCAAGCUCGUGGACAUAUCGCCCGCCAGCCGCGGCGUCAUUUGGGACCAGGAGAUCUACGACACCUUUUCCUACAACCAGGACCGCGUCUUCUUCCACACGUUUGAACUCGAGAACUGCCUGGCAGCCCUGUCAUUCGCCGACGAGAAGGAGGCCAAGACGUUCAAGAAGAAGAUUGAUGACCGCGAGAAGAAUGCGCACAAGAAUACAAAGAACAAGCCGUUUGGCUUGUCGAGUGGAAACAGCAUGCCUCCCAUGAACGGCAAGGGCGGGGCUGGUGGCAGCCAUGGUCUUCUUGGAGGCUUGUUUGGACAUCGCCGUGCCUCGCAGUCUGGACCACCACCGCAGUCCAUCAUCCCGCCCACGUCGCUCACAUCGCCCUCGCAAAGCAGCCACUCCAAUGCAACCAGUGCGCGAAGCUCGGCAAUCGAUACCACAGAUCCCUCAUGGCAGCCGCUGCUCAAGGAACUACUGGCCAUGGGCAUUACCGAAGACCAGAUUGAGGAGAACGCUGACUUUAUUAAGCUGUACAUUGAGCAGAGAAAGACCGAGGAGAAGCUCAAGGAGGAGACCGGUGAGCGCAGAGCCAGAGCGCCUCCACCGCCUCCACCGAGUGCUCCUCCCGGAAGAGCGCCCAUUAGUCCUCAGACUACAGGCACCUCACAAUCUUCGAGGCGAGGACCCCCACCUGCGCCUCCGCCAGCACGAAGGACAAAGGCCGACGCAUCAGCAAUCAAUCGCAACUCUUCUGCCAGUCCAUCACCCUCUCGAGAGGCGACACCGCCGCCAGGGCCACCGAAACCAGUCUUCAGGGCACCUCCACCCAUUGCUGAAGCCGGCAAGUUUGCCAACAUGGCUCCACCUUCGAACCGAGCACGAGCUUCAUCCAAUGUCACAAAUCCCGGUCCUCCGCCGCCUCCACGGCCGUCUAAGACACCUGUACCCGACGAGGAUAAACCGGCAGGAGGCAAAUUCGCUGUACCUCCUCCCUUUGCUGGAAGUCGUCUUCCUUCAGGACCACCUCCACCUCCCCCAAGUCGCGGGCCGGUACCGCCACCACCACCAGCGCGGGACACUCCCUCUGCACCCCCGCCGUUGCCCCCGAAGUCUGCCACGGCUCCAGUUCCACCUCCACCGCCGCCGAUGAACAGCAUUCCUCCACCGCCCCCACUACCAUCUUCCUCCUCACGCCCUGUACCACCUCCCACUGCAGCACCGGCUCCUCCGUUACCACCACCUACAAAUGUCGCACCCGCUCCACCACCGAUGCCAGGAAGAUCGAUUCCCCCACCCCCUCCCAUGCCAAAUAGCGCCGUGCCGCCCCCUCCACCCAUGCCCACGAGCGCCGUGCCUCCACCACCACCAAUGCCAAGUACAGGCGCACCUCCGCCUCCGCCCCCCAUGCCCGCAGGCUCUGGGCCACCCCCACCACCACCCAUGCCUUCUCGAGAUGCUGCUGCGCCGCCACCACCGCCCCCACCAGGCGCGGCACCCUUACCCAAGCCCGCGCCUGAACGAAGCGGUCUGUUGGCCGACAUUCGCAGCGGCGCCAGGCUGAAGAAGGUGUCUGACCAGGAAAAGCGCGAUCGUAGUGCGGCUGCUGUCCCGGGCUCGGAAACCGCGGCUGCUGGUGGAUCGAGUGGGGCUGCGACGCCCGGGGGUGAAGCCGGGUUGGCGGGUGCAUUGGCGAGUGCGUUGGCGGCGAGGAAGGCUAAAGUUAGUCAUAGUGACGAUGAGUCGGAUAAGGAUGAUUGGUAG
Plenodomus lingam JN3 is the source of this 2289-nucleotide messenger RNA. NCBI's taxonomy places the organism in Eukaryota, Fungi, Ascomycota, Dothideomycetes, Pleosporales, Leptosphaeriaceae. The record is from RefSeq and is a predicted model, not a curated record.